This is a messenger RNA of Daldinia caldariorum, 1070 nucleotides long. RefSeq lists its product as uncharacterized. The record is from RefSeq and is a predicted model, not a curated record. NCBI's taxonomy places the organism in Eukaryota, Fungi, Ascomycota, Sordariomycetes, Xylariales, Hypoxylaceae. The transcript has 3 exons. The coding region runs from base 374 to 706 and encodes 110 amino acids.
ACUGCAUUCUAGGAAACAUGUUAGACGGACUGGCUGCUAAAUGGACAUGCAACCCCAAUUACCAGACAGGCUGAGUUGUCAAUGACCAAUCCUCAACGGUUGUUUGUAGUAACUCUGGACACAGUGUCGACGAAUAUGUAGUGAAAGGUUAAGGGCCAACGUGAGUCGAGGGCGAGUGUCGGGUGGAAAAGGCCAAAGGGAAAAGACACAAGGCGUGGGCGAAAACACUAUCUUCGUUGAUGUCAACUAGAAACUGCUUGACGGCCCACGCUCCUUUUUCGCCAGAAUUACGUGUAUUGGCUAAGCUAGCUUGCGAACCGCUGCGCACCAAGUAUCUCCUGCCCCAGGCCAGCUUACUCCCCGAACGGUGACGAUGUGCUAUUUUGAACAGACACGUUGGAUGUGUGGGUAUUGGCGAUGGGGCCACUUCCGUCAACAAUGUACGAAGGAGUAUCGGACGGGAGAGACCUGCGGGCUAAAGCUGGUAUACCGUACCAACCAAGAGCCGGACAACUGCAAGCUCUGCAAGGAUAUCGAGAAGAAGCAACGGAAGCUCACGAAGCUCCAAAACGACAUCUACCGGUGGCAGAGGGAAGGGAACCGGACGGCAACGAUCGAGAAAGCCCAAAGGGAUAUGGGAGAGGUCGACGAGGCAAUCCAAAACAUGCUUCAACAACAUCAUAACAGGCAGUACUCGGUAGUGUAGGGGCACUCUGGUUAACAGUGUAGGCGAUGGGGGAUUUGGUUGGUCAAUAAGGGCUUCGAGAUAUCAGUAGAGUUCCACUCAAAAGACUCAAAGGAGGGGGGUCUAUAAGAAGAACUUAGAAGAAGAUCAGGAGAGGUCAAUCUCAAAAAUUUGAAUAUGGGGGGUUUAUUUUUUCUCUUGGCAGGUUAUGGUUUCUGAAUAAACACGUCGGGAAGCCGGUCUUUUGUACGCUAUACUCGAUGCGAUUAUCUGAUUUUUUAAAGAGCUAGAGACCUCCGCAGUGGUCCACCAGGAUCAAAUUCUGAGUUCUUGAUGAAUAGAUCUUAUACGGAAACCGCCUUGCUCGAGGAAGUUCCUACUCUAU